Molecule: messenger RNA, 495 nt
Organism: Anisakis simplex (herring worm)
Lineage: Eukaryota; Metazoa; Nematoda; Chromadorea; Rhabditida; Anisakidae
Source: the annotation of a GenBank genome assembly
AUGUACUGUUUGCACAGUUUAUCUCUCAUCACAAUAUUUGGAGUUGUUUCGAUUAUCGACGCUACGUUCCAAAGCGCUGGUGCAAAGGGUCUGCUGAUAUGCAAUAAUGAACCAGCCGGGGGAAUUCAAAUUAAACUUUAUGACGUUCGUGAAAGGAAGGACGAUGAUGAUGAAUGCUGUCAUACUCUNAUGAUGAUGAAUGCUGUCAUACUCUGGUUCUGUAAUGAUGAAAUUGAGGCAAAGAAGCGUGUCAGAUUGCAUGCGAUUAACAUUUUAUUUCUGAGAAAUUCGGAGCACUACAAUACAAAUAUUCGGGUUAUCACUCAUUUUUUGAUGGCAGCAGGUGGUACAUUCGACGAAAAAUUGUCUGAGGUGAAAUCGAGCGAUGACGGAGAAUUUUCAAUCACAGGAUUUGUGAACACAAACGGCCCUUUUAAACCGAAAGUGAAUAUUUAUCACGACUGCGAUGAUGGCAUUAAGGUUAUUCGCUCUUGA